Rana temporaria (common frog) is the source of this 6949-nucleotide messenger RNA. RefSeq names its product glypican 4 (gene GPC4). Lineage: Eukaryota; Metazoa; Chordata; Amphibia; Anura; Ranidae. Bases 243 to 1943 code for a protein of 566 amino acids. Gene Ontology annotation, biological process: cell migration; regulation of signal transduction; regulation of protein localization to membrane. Gene Ontology annotation, cellular component: plasma membrane; extracellular region; synapse. The transcript is spliced from 9 exons. The record is from RefSeq and is a predicted model, not a curated record.
ACCCUGUGCUCCUCGCACCCAGUGCCAGCUCCGUAUACACAGCGCCCCGGACAGUCUCCGCCGGAGGAGGGAUCAGUGAGUAGAGCUCAGCUCUCCGCCAGGGGCCCCGCCACACUUCUAGAACUUCUCCCGGACAGCCUGAGCCGUGUGUCCGAGCCGGAGCCUAGAGGAAGCGGGCUGAGUGUCUCCCAGGAGUAGAGUGUCCCGGUAUCUUGCAGCCUUUGUCCCGGUACUCCUCCGCCAUGCUCCGGACGUCUCUCCCCCCUCUGCUGCUGCUUUGUAGUGUAGCGCUGUGCAGCCUCUCCGCCGCCGGGGCCAGCAAAAGUUGUUCGGAGGUCCGGAAAGUUUACGUGUCCAAAGGCUUCAAUCAGAACGAUGCCCCGGUCUAUGAGAUCAACGGUGACCACCUAAAAGUCUGCUCACAGGGGCACACAUGCUGCUCCCAGGCCAUGGAGGAGAAGUACAAUCAGCAAAGUAAACAUGACUUCAAGGCCGCUGUCACUGAACCAUGCAGUAGUAUGCAGAAUAUUUUUGCUUCCAGAUACAACAAAUUUGAUGAAUUCUUCAAAGAACUUCUGAAAAAUGCAGAGUCCUCAUUGAAUGACAUGUUUGUGCGGACGUAUGGACGAUUGUACAUGCAAAAUUCUGAACUUUUUAAGGAUUUCUUUGUGGAACUGCGGAAGUAUUAUGUUGGCGGGAACGUAAAUUUGGAGGAAAUGUUAAAUGACUUUUGGGCUCGGUUACUGGAGCGCAUGUUCAGACUGGUGAACCCACAAUAUCAAUUCACAGACGAGUAUUUGGAGUGUGUCAGCAAGUACACUGAUCAGCUGAAGCCGUUUGGAGAUGUGCCACGUAAGCUCAAGCUCCAAGUCACACGUGCCUUUGUGGCCGCUCGCACCUUUGCACAAGGUCUGGCUGUGGCCAGGGAUGUUAUAAACAAGGUUUCUACGGUGAACCCUACACCUCACUGUGUACGGGCCAUGAUGAAGAUGACCUACUGUCCUUUCUGUAGAGGACUGGUAACUGUAAAGCCUUGCAACAACUACUGUUUGAAUGUGAUGAGAGGAUGUCUGGCCAAUCCAGGAGAUCUGGAUACUGAAUGGAAUACUUUUAUAGAUGCUAUGCUAUUGUUGGCUGAAAGAUUGGAGGGUCCAUUUAACAUUGAGACAGUCAUGGACCCAAUUGAUGUGAAGAUUUCAGAUGCCAUCAUGAACAUGCAGGAAAACAGCAUGCAAGUGUCCCAGAAGGUGUUUCAAGGAUGUGGACAGCCAAAGCUCCUUCCUCCAGCAAGAACUUCUCGGUCGGUAUCGGGGGCAAAUUUCAAUGACAGGUUUAGAGCCUACAGUCCUGACGAACGUCCAACAACUGCUGCUGGAACAAGUUUGGAUAGACUGGUAUCUGAUGUAAAAGAGAAGUUGAGGUCUGCCAAGAAAUUCUGGUCUUCUUUACCCAUUAGUAUUUGUAAAAACAACUGGACAUCGGGUGUUAAUGAAGAUGACUGUUGGAAUGGAAGUGACAAAAGCAGGUAUUUGUAUGCUGUCAUGAGCAAUGGUCUGGCAAACCAGAUAAACAAUCCAGACGUGCAGGUGGAUGUCACAAAACCAGACAUGGUCAUUCGCCGGCAGAUCAUGGAUUUGCGUGUGAUGACAAACAAAAUGAAGAGUGCAUACAAUGGCAAUGAUGUGAAUUUCAUUGAUGAUAUAACAGGUGAGAACAGUGGUGAUGGUGAUGGUGGUAGUGGAAGUGGGGACUGUGAAACCUCAUCGUGUGAAUUUGCUGUGCAGCCAACACAGGGAUCAAAGACUGGCAAUGUGCAGCCAAAGGGCAGGAUCAAUCUAACAGAAAAUGAUGCCAAAAAACUGCCUAGUGCAGCCUGGACCAACACUGCUUCACUCUUCAUCAUCCUUCCAAAUAUCCUGUUUUUGGUGAGACAAUGGAGAUAAUAGAGGAAUUUCAAAACCCUAAUGAAAAACAAAAAAGAGACCUCUCAGUAUGGAAAGUGCACCUUUUAUUAGAACCAUCGAACAAUUUUUAUGUCUUUGUAAGCUGGACAAAGGUGUAUUGUUUUUUUAUUUUUUACCACGUUGCCACAGAGUCAAGUGCUGGAACGGUUAUCCCUCACUUAUUUACCUGGAAAAUGGACCUGUCAAUCUUUCCUGAUACUCUAGGUUUAUUGUGGCAAGUAGACCUGUAUAUACAGAUUUGUAGGUAACCGUGCUUUAUCACAAUUCCAUGUCAAUUGUCCCAGAGACACACACUCAACGCAUUUUUUAUUUUAUUCCCAAACCCCCCCCCCCAACACACACACACCCAUUUUUCCCUUUAAUUUUAUCUGUACAGAAUCAAAUUUUAUUUAUCAUAUCUUUUGGGGAAAAUGACCAAGCAGCCAACAAAAUUAUGAUUUUUAAGUGAAGUGUUUGUUUUAAUGUUUUCACAGAUUAGGAAUAUCUGUGCAGUCUCAUAUUACUGGCAGUGAUGUAUUUGAGAUGUUGACCAGGUGUCAAAAUUUAUGCUCAGGAGAAAAUGAUCUUCACUUUGUAGAUGUGUUUUGUUUUUUUCAGUCAGUUUUAUUAGUCGUGCAGGAAAUGCAUUUUGGUUGCCAUUAGCACAUAUUUGGUCUCUGUAGAGCUUUCUAUCAGUUUUCUAGGUUCUCUGUAGUCACUAGUUUGUACUGCUUCAUGCAUGUACUGGUUGUGGGGACAUUCAGAAUUUUAAGAAGUGUCUGCUGAUUUAUGUUUUCUGUUUGCUAAAGCAUGCAGAUAUUAAUACAGGUGUUCUUGAGUCAAACUCAAAUCCAGCCUUAUUUCUAAAACUUUUGGCUCAAAGUUUAUGUGCUAUUUAUUCAUAGCAUAUUUGGACUCCAACUGGCUCAUGAAAACUAGCUCAGUACUUUAUUCCUAGAAAGUUGGUCCAAGUGAAUAAGAACAUCAACACAAGCAGCAUCUUAAAAAAAAAAAAAAAUACAAAGGGCUUUGAAGGAUACAAAAAUAAAAUCUGUGUGUUUUAAUUUUGCUAGAACAUAUCACCUUUUGACUGUUUAAGCAAAUUAAUAGAACCUUUUUUUUUUUUUUUUUUUUUUACAAAAAAAUAAAAUAAAGAUGCAGUGGUUCAUUCAGCAAUUUUUUUAAACACGUUGACAAUGAUAAAUGUCCACUUUAUUUCAUGGAAAUAUUUUCUAUACACUGUAUCUGUAAAAAAAAAAAAAAUCUUCAAAAGAUCAUGCAUUUUUCAAAUAGAUAUUUAUGCAUUCAGUAUCGAUGUGACCCGCAGUGGGGGGGAAAUCAUUUUUUGUACAAAGUUGGUUAAACCUGAUUUUGUGUAUUUGUUUGAAGAGCAAAGAUUUCCUUGAAUAAACAUGAUAAUUUUUAACACACUUUGCCAAGAGUUAAGUCCCAACAGGUGUGUUUUUAGGAUGUUGACAAUUUAUGCUAGCACACUUGUUAUGGAAUCAUUGAUUGGGUCAUAACCUGUUAUUUAUUAUGACAUGUUCAUAGUAAAGAUCUUAAUAGAAUUUUUUUCAAUUAAAAAAAAAAUAUGAAAAUAAAACAAAGAAUCCAGGGGAAAAAAGAUGUUGUAAAUAACUGAAAAUGGGAAAAUGUGCCGAUACUUAGUAACUACCUCAAUUCUGAGGAAUUUCCUUUAGUUCAUUUUGAGGGCUAUUUUAUGUAGGAGUAAGUCUGGUCUUCAUACUGUAGUUACAACAGUUAUCCCUACAGGCUUUUCUUGAUUGCUUUAAAUGCAGAGCACUGAACCCUUUCCAGCUGUUCAUCAUAUUUUUUUAGAACUUAGCCUCUUAAGCACCCAAAACAAUUGUAUUUUCUCGUCCAAAUAAACAAAUGUUUUAGAGAGGACACAAAAAUCGCAACGCUCAAGUAAUUAAAACAUUUGUUUAGGUGCCUUUUGAUAUAGUUUGUGUUUACUUAUGGUUUUCCAGUCCACCUCCGGAAAUCUAUGUGAGCAAACUUAAGAUCAGCGAGACUAGAAUUGGCUAUUAGCCAAUGAGGGGUAUUAGAACUGAUUUCCAAAUGUUGGCAUAAAUGCUGGAUUUAUAUGUAGUAGUCUAUAAAAAAUAAAAGUGCCAAAAAAAAAAAAAAACUUUAAAUGUUCUCCUCCCAGAAAUGGUUUUGAGUUUGUAUAUACAAUGCGCCAAGAGGUGUUUUUUUUUGUGAUCUAUUAAAGAAAACGAUGCACAGCCUAAGGUUAGCCAUUGGCAAACCUAGGGUUGUAGUUCAUAAUUAGUUUAAAGCUAUAUAUUCAUAAUUAAAUUGCAUUUAAUUUGUUUUUCAUAUUUUCUCACAACUGUAUUCCAUUGCUUUAAGCGUUCAGGCAAAGAUUUGCUAUAGUUUUAAAGCUGUAAUUUAUGGUACAUCAUUCUGAAUUCCAUAAAAGAUUUUGUAUGGCGAUUUAUAAGAAAAUGCAAUUUUUUACUCCUAUAAACAGAUGUUAAAUAUUUUUACACUAUGGUACUACCAUUUAGGUUUUUAAAUUUUAGUAGAUGGUUAUAUGAGGGGGAAAAAAAAUGAAACGCAGGUAUUGAAAGUAGUGAUUUGUUUAUUUUUUAUUGCUCUUGGUUAACAUGUCAAGAACAGCUUAUGGAAUCUGAUUGUCAGAAACCCUGAAAGUAAGAAGGGGAAGGUAGACCAACCUUGGAAUAUCUGUCUGCAUAGGUAAUAUUUAUUUAAACAAUGAAGGAAAGAGCAAGUAGUUGUAUAUUAAUCUAUGAUAAACUAGGUGUGAAUAUAUAUAUUUCUGUAAAUGUAAUCCUUGAAUAUACAUAUAAUUGGCAACAGACUUUUUAUUAAGGCAGCACAAUGCUUGUUGCUUUCAUGGCAUACUCGCACCUCCUAAACCACCCCAUUUCCAAAGAAAGGUCUCAGUUUAAGCUGGACAGGACUUGAAGGAUAGUUUGGGGUUUUUCUCAAACUAUAGUUACUACUUGGCAGAUUUGGGUGAUUUUAGAUGUGAGAUCUUGGGGGUAUGUAUACAUGCAUUGGAAUCCAAAUACACACAUUUCACUAAAUACCAUCUUCCUGUUAUUUUUCUGUGAAGUUUUUUUUCUUACAAAAUGACUGCUAGCAUCAAAAUACAUUUUAAAUACUGUAUGCAAUGCCAUAUGUAUAUAUUUCAGCCAAGUAAGAAUUUGGGUAUGUACGUUCAUACUCAAAGUAGUUCAAAGUACCAAUAUAUUCAUUUAUAUGCCUUCAUUGCUUUAACUUCUUAGCUGUCUCAGAGAUGGUGGACAUGACAGGCUAUUUUAACAGCCAGUAUGUUAAUGGUAUUUUAUAAGAACUGCUCUCUUUUUAUUAAUGUAAUUAUUUUUUUAUUAAUAAAUGUGCCUUUUUAAUGUAGAAGAUUUGCUUUUUCGUCUUUGGCUGUCAUGAUGGGAUUUUUUUUUUAAAUAUAAAGACAAGCCAAUUAUAUAAAUAAUAAACCUGUACAUAGUUUUGUGGGGCAUACCUAUUUGUGGUUAGCGAUUUAAUCCAUAAUAAAUCCAUAUUUGCAUUUUAUUGUUUUAGCAACUUGUUACCAAAAAUUGUACAUGGAAUCUUUUGGCCACAUUAUUUUUAGAGUUUUUUGUUUUAACCAAUUUUUUUCUCUAUCUGUAUCAAAACACAACCACAAAUGUGAAUUGUUUUGACACACAAAUCCUGUACCCCAAGUUUUUUUUUUUAUUAUUAAAAAAUGAUAAUACAUGCACUAAAAAAGUUGUAUGUUGUGCUUCUAUGCACAGCUAAAUCUGCUUUUUCAGAAUAUAUUUGCACAAACCAAAACCUGACAAGUUACUUGGUAACUACAAAGCAAUUUCGUAAAGGAAGACUGUUGGCCUUUGCAGGGUUUUUAUAAUUAUUUAGGUUUAUUGGACACUUUACAUGUAUGGAGAAGAGGAAUGUUGGUUUAACAGUAGUACUUGCUAAAGUAUUUAAGUUUGUAACUGUACUGGGAUUGUACUACAUAAUUUGGAAGCUUUAGUAUCCCCCCCCCUUUUUUUUAAAUUAAAAUAUGAUAAACUGGCUACAGAAUAUAAAGUAAUUUGCAAAGUGCGAUUAACUGCAAAGUAAUUUACCAAAAGAACAGUUGAUGAAAAUGUGCUCAGUGCAAACAUUAUUUUGAUGGCUGCAUAUUGAUACAAAAAGUUUAGACUUUUUAUUAACAUACCCACUAUGAGGAUGAUGCUUCUAUAUGACAUCGUUUAAGAAAUGCUAGUUUUACCAUUCGCUACUUGUGAACAUGGAAAUACGAACCAGUUGUGAUGAUGUCAAACAAGAGCAAAGUGUAGAAAUCGUUGUCUUUGUAGCCUUAGGUGGGAAAUAAUUGGGCAGGUUCUACACUAGAGCUUUCCCACUAGAAAACAGGUAGCCCACCACCCUGAAACAUAGAGGUGAAGAAGACAUUGCCCUCUCCCGAUCACCUUAAAAUUACUCUUUGUCUCUAUAGUUUUUAUUAUGGAACCAUUUAAUAAUUCCUUUCACAUACCUCUUUAGGAAUCUGCAUUUUUCACAUUCGCAUUAUCCUAACAAAGCACACGAGGGGGGGGGGGGGGGGGGGUUGAUUUAUAUUUUUAUAUAUUUGCUACACAAAGACAACAUAGACCUCCCACCUACCACUUAUUACAAAAAAAAGAUUUUUCUUAGAACUUGGUUUCCCUGAUUGGUGAUGAUUUUUUUUUUUUAGGUACUUUAGAUACAUUUGCAAUCUUUACAAUUGGUUCCGUCGGACAAUUAAAUUGGGUAAUUUAAACAUUUGUAUAUGGUUGCAGCUUAUGCAAACAUAUAUUUGGGACGAAUGGUUGUGUAGUUCACACAUCUGGAAAUUUAAUUGUUCAGUUUUUGUCUAUGUAUAAUAAUGUGCAUGUUGUACAAUCUAAUGUUUUACUGUCAAAUUUCCUGGCAUUAAAUACCCAAACGUUAUGCUCCAACAGACCGAAUUAAAUAAAUAAGAAUACAUUUUC